AUGGCUAAGGUUCGUGACCUUGGAGAAUGCAGUCCUCUGACCAAACUGAUACCGGAUCUCCGUAAUGUCCAUCCGGAUGAUGGCUUCUCUCGAAUUCCAUAUGAAAAAGGCUCGCUUCUCCUCUAUCACUUGGAAACGCUUUUCGGGCAUGGUAAUUGGACUGAGAACAUCAAGAUUGUAAAUAAACUUAACUGUUUAAAUGCAAACACUUAUUCUGACUAA
This is a messenger RNA of Protopolystoma xenopodis, 222 nucleotides long. The record is from the annotation of a GenBank genome assembly. Lineage: Eukaryota; Metazoa; Platyhelminthes; Monogenea; Polystomatidea; Polystomatidae.